CGAAGAACUCCGUUUCAACCUAACCUAUAUUCCGCUUAACUAUUUUUCCCGUUUGAUUUUUAUGCGACCAAAUAAAUAAAUAAAAGACUUUAAAGCCGUUCAAUAUGGUAAACAGGUAGUACUAGCGUCCUUGUCGCACGACGAUUAAUACGAUUUAGCACGAAAGCUUACUCGGCACUUAAAAUGAUUCAGUUAAAGAGCGAGAACCGCCAACAAUUUUGCUACUGGCUGGCCCACGUAAAACUCUCCAGGAUCGUCGUAACCGUUUUAGCCAUCUUAAUUUUCACGCCGCUGAUCACUCACUUUUACUUGUCCAAAGUCGAACGUAACUCUAGCACAUCUUUAAAUAGCGCUAGGUUCCAUUUGGACUUGUCUGACGAAUUUAGUAGCAUCAAUGAAAUAGACCUAAGGGUGGGCGUCGAAGAACUAGUACGCAUAAGAAACUCGGUGCUUAGCGAACUAAGAAAUAUCGAAAAAAAAAGGCAAGAGCUCAAACAGGAACUGCAAACGUUUUCCAAAAAUGUUGAAGAGGCGAAGCUCGAUCUGGCGCACCACCAGAACAACCUAAACAAAUUGAAAAUAUCCGUCGAACAAGCACAAGUCGCUCAGCAGGAAGCUUUACAGGAGAACACUCCUGAUCUUGCAGCACCCAAAAGACUAACUUCGGAUACAUUGCCGCCGAUCUUACAGCCUAUACCGAGAAACCGAUCCGUAAAUUGCAAAAUGUUUUCGUGUUUCGACCAUUCCAGGUGCUCGUUGACGUCUGGAUUUCCAGUUUAUUUAUAUGACCCUGACCAAUAUCCGGUGAUGCAUGACGGCUGGGAUGUCGAUGGAUUCCUGAAGACCACUCUAAAACAAGCCCUAGGGCUCAACCCGCACUUAACAAGCAAUCCCGCUCAGGCGUGUAUAUAUUUGGUGCUAGUCGGUGAAGCUUUAAAAGACGCUGACGAUGCGGGGGAGAACGGAGAAAUUUUUCCGCCGUUGGACUCGGAGGCUUUAAAACGACUCCCCUAUUGGGGAGGUGACGGCAGGAACCAUAUUCUACUGAAUUUGGCACGGAGAGACUUGAGUGCCAAUUCGGGGGACAUUUUUUCAGUUGUCGAUACAGGCCGUGCGAUCGUGGUGCAAUCUACGUUCACGCGGCGGCGGUUCCGCGCGGAUUUCGACCUAAUCGUGCCGCCCGUUUUGGGACCGCCCGGUGGCGACAUCUGGCGGGAAUGCGCUCCGAUGUUGCCGGCCCGACGCAGGUACCUUUUAUCGUUCCAAGGCGAAAUCAAAUCGAACAAAAGUAACGUCCGACACGUCGCGUACCCCCGCGAUAGAGACGACGUCGAAUUAAAUAGUUUCAUUUUGGAUCACCUGAGGCAGCUAGUCAAAACGCACACGUCCGAUCAGAUUUCCCUAGAGUUUGAAUGCGUGCCGGCCAACGACGAUUUCAUGGACACCGGACCCCAAGAUUGGGCCCUGUGCGGCACGGACAGCAGUAGACGCGGCGUUCUCAAAGAUUCGACGUUCGUCUUAAUUUUUGCGCCGGCUUCUGAUGAGCUGCUGUCGACUACGCUGCUCCAGGCCAGAGUUUACGAAGCUCUGCGGGCCGGUGCGGUACCUGUAGUGCUGGGCGGAGACCAAGUGAAACUGGCCUACGACGAGGUGAUCCAGUGGCGGCGCGUGGGGAUAUUCGUUCCGCGAACGAGAGUAACGGAAUUGCACUUUCUCCUGCGUAGUAUCCCGGACGAGGAUAUUUUAUUAUUUAGGAGACAGGGUCGACUCGUGUGGGAACGGUACCUGUCGUCCGUUCAGGCCACGCUAGACACGAUCAUAGCCGUGUUGAGGUAUCGGAUGAACAUACCCGCGUUGCCCGUCGAAACUGUGACCGCAGUUAGCGUGUUUAAUAACACGUUUCAACCGGUUUUGGUACCGCCGGCCGGGGAACUCGAACAGGAGGAAAGUUUGGGCCCCCUCGAGCCGUCGUAUAACAGCCCCGCGUUCCGUAGGAAUUUCAGUUUGUUGCUCACGCAGGGGCACGAAGUGUGGAACGACUGGGGCGAUCCUUUUCGGCUGUAUCCGACGCUGCCGAUGGAUCCGAUCCUGCCCUCGGACGCCAAGUUCUUAGGCUCCGGCAGAGGGUUCAGGCCCAUCGGAAACGGACAAGGAGGUGCGGGAAAGGAGUUCUCGGAAGCCUUAGGCGGCAACACUCCCCGCGAACAGUUCACCAUCAUGCUCCUCACGUAUGAAAGGGAACAAGUCCUUCUGGAUUCCAUCUCGCGUCUGCGCGGUCUGCCUUACUUGCACUCGGUGGUCGUGGUCUGGAAUUCUCCGAGACCGCCAAAUCCGGAGCUCCGCUGGCCCGAUAUAGGAGCACCGGUCCACGUAAUCAAAGCCGCUAGGAAUUCGCUAAACAAUCGGUUUUUGCCGUUGGAAAACCUGCAGACCGAGGCCAUCUUGUCGGUCGACGACGACGCCCACUUGCGUCACGACGAGAUACUAUUCGGUUUUAGGGUGUGGCGGGAACACAGGGACAGGAUCGUCGGGUUUCCCGGUCGUUUCCACGCGUGGGAUCUCAACACCAAAAACGGCUGGCUGUACAAUUCGAACUACAGCUGCGAACUGAGCAUGGUGCUGACCGGAGCAGCUUUCCUGCACCGCCAUUAUCUGCAUUUGUACUGGACGUGGUUACCUCAAGCGAUCAGGGACAAGGUCGACGAGUACAUGAACUGCGAGGACAUAGCGAUGAACUUUUUGGUCAGUCACAUCACAAGGAAGCCGCCGGUCAAGGUGACCUCCAGGUGGACGUUCCGCUGUCCCGGAUGUCCGCAGAGCCUCUCCGAGGACGAUACUCAUUUUCAAGAGAGGCACAAGUGUAUCAACUUCUUUACGCAGGUGUUUGGGUAUACCCCGUUGCUGAACACCCAGUAUAGGGCGGAUUCGAUAUUAUUCAAAACUAGAAUACCGCACGACAAGCAAAAGUGUUUUAAGUUUAUUUAACUUGAAUCUUUCCGUGUCCCGUUUGUGUUCGUUAGGUGGUUAGGAUCAUUGUAAAUACAAGACUUAUACGUACAAGUUUAAGUUCGAUUGUGAUAUUUUUUGACUUGUAUAUAAUUUCUACGUUUUUUCGCGUGCCAUAUUUUUAAUUGCAGAUUCGAAGACCAAUAUUAUAAUAAAUUGUUUCCGAGACCGACUGGAUUUUUUAUUUCCUAACCUCAUGCCAUUUUAAGUAUUAAAAUCGAUAAACCACUUCUCGUUCUGCGUUAAAGUUUUUAAAUUCUGUGUACCUACCGGUAAAUCCAAAUUAUAUGGUCAUGCCAUUUUCUGCCAAUUGUAAUUGAUUUCAUUGAAAUAUUUAAUUGGUAUUA
Cylas formicarius (sweet potato weevil) is the source of this 3353-nucleotide messenger RNA. It is a transcript of the gene botv, whose product is annotated as exostosin-3. The coding region runs from base 184 to 2985 and encodes 933 amino acids. Gene Ontology annotation, cellular component: membrane. The record is from RefSeq and is a predicted model, not a curated record. The transcript has 6 exons. Gene Ontology annotation, molecular function: glycosyltransferase activity. NCBI's taxonomy places the organism in Eukaryota, Metazoa, Arthropoda, Insecta, Coleoptera, Brentidae.